Molecule: messenger RNA, 2770 nt
Organism: Acanthaster planci (crown-of-thorns starfish)
Lineage: Eukaryota; Metazoa; Echinodermata; Asteroidea; Valvatida; Acanthasteridae
Product: acid-sensing ion channel 1C-like
Biological process (GO): sodium ion transmembrane transport
Cellular component (GO): plasma membrane
Molecular function (GO): ligand-gated sodium channel activity
Source: RefSeq, a predicted model, not a curated record
UAUUCAUACGACCCAAUGUGUACAUGAAUGGCGCGUGACGUACAUACAUUUGUAUGCCAGUCAUUGGUCGCUCCAAAAGGAAGUAGCUGCAUGCUACUAAUGUCAACAUCGCCCUCUCUCGUUCAAGCAAAGAGCAUAAUUUAUGGUUGAAAUUUACAUAACUCUGUUUAUUCGAAUUAAAGAAAACACGGUAAUGCCCAGGCCCCAUCCCAAUGGGCAGCAAAGAUCUGAACCAUAAAGUUCAUAGCUCUGCAUUUUCGCAGCCUCGAGAGGGUAGCCUGGAUGACGGACAGGAGUUGAUCUCUAAGGGACUAACAAUGCUCUUUAACUACAGAACCGAUAACGAGCUAAACACUAAUUACCAACAUCAUUAUAUCUCUGACCGACACAUCACACCACAAGCCUGUGCUCCUCUGACAACAACCUUUAGAGCAAUCAUUUUCACUGCUGCUUCUUUAACACUUAGUUGGUGAAAGCCUGUACCUGCCUCCAAACUACAAAAACUCGGUGAACUUUACCAAGAUCAUAAUGGACCCAAGGGUGAUAAUUGAAACUACGCCUAGAAAUGGCUUCAACGAAAGACGGGUCAUGGGCAAAGACAACCUUGACGAGUUGAACAUCAUAAAGAAUGACAGAAAUCGGCACACUCAAGAUGAUGACGCCAAUCGUACGUUCGCUGAGCGGUUCCAGGAUUUUGGUAACAGUACGACCCUGCACGGAAUCAGCUAUGUGAUUAACUUGAAUUACAAGAAGCAGAGAAGAUUGUUGUGGCUUCUGCUAGUGUUGGUCAUGUCCAUCUGGCUUGUUUACAGCAUCGUAGAGGCAUUCAUUACUUACUUCAACUACCCCAUGACUAGUGCCAUCUCCAUCCAUUACAUGGAUACCCUAACUUUCCCAGCCGUUACUCUAUGUAAUUUUAACCAGUUCCGGCGUUCCGCACUCACUCCGGGUCAGGUAAUGGUGAUGAAUGAAGUCUACGGACCCAAUCCGCCUGAAUCCAUUGACUUUGGGCCUUUCAAUGAAAUUACUAACUAUGAUUUCUCUGAGGACCACUUGGCUAACAUCUCCCACUAUCUGGAUAGGAUGCUAGUGAAAUGCAAGUGGAGAGGUACUCAGCCAUGCACGGGUCAGAAUUUCACCCGUCGAUUCACUGAUCACGGUGUCUGCUUUACAUUUAAUGACCCUAAAGAUGCCUCGCACAGACUUGAAGUCAGUAAUGCUGGAAGGCUAGAUGGGUUGUUCCUACGACUGUUUGCUGAAACUGAUGAGUAUACGUUUGGUGAAAACUCAGCCGCUGGCUUCAGGAUAUUGCUCCAUCCUCAAGGACUGAUGCCACUUGUGAAAGAACUCGGCAUCUCCGUAUCUCCUGGUUUUGAGUCCUCCAUUUCUAUCAGACAGAAUGUGUUCAAGAGUCUGCCUUGGCCUUUUGAGUCGAACUGCACUUCGUCUAAAUCGAAGAAUUCAACGACCUACUCGGUACCCACCUGUAAGUACGAAUGCAAGGUGCAGUAUGUGGUGGAACGAUGCGGUUGCCGUGACUACAGAUGGACAGGUUCGGCACCGCUUUGCCCGCCUGAACAGCAUUUUAACUGCAUCGACAAGUACAAAGCCGAGUAUCAGAAACAGGAGAAGUACCGCGACUGUCAUUGUCCUGUAUCGUGUGAAUUGAAAACAUACGACAGUCGAGUUUCUUUCGGUUAUUGGCCAUCCAGCUACGUUAGUGAAAAUCUGCCGCUUAACUCUACCAGUGAGGAGUACAUCAGGAAGAACUAUCUCGACGUGUAUAUUUUCUUCGAAGAACUUGUGUAUUUGCAAAUAGAGCAGAAGAGUGCGUAUGACUUUGCAGCUCUCCAGAGCGGCGUUGGAGGAAACAUGGGACUAUUAUGCGGCAUGAGCUUGAUCACUGUGGUGGAAUGGGCUGACUUCAUUGUAAUCUCUCUGCUUCGUAAAUUCAAAGCAAGAAGGAUCUAAACCCACAAUCUUCAAACCGAUUAAAAUAUAACGACUCCUUGAAAAAAGCUUUUCUUUUGAAAUUAAACGUACAACAAUUUAGAGUUUGAGAUAAAUAACUCAUGAAGAUUUAAAUGAAACCCGUACAAACAGUGAUAGAGUGCAUUUUAAAGUCAUUACAUUAUGCUUACUGAGCUAGAUUGUCUAUCGCUGUAGAAUAUAUGCUGUACAAAAUCAUUUCAUAUCGAGUUUUUCAAGGGUAACUUUCAAUUCCAUUUUAAUUAAUAUUUACACCACGGAAAGUGCUUUUACGAGGUGGUUCCUUGUCCUUCAAGAUUUAUACAAUCUUUGUUUAUGAGAAGCAAGGUUUCUCCCUUUAUUCAAUUUUUGAACACUUUAGCUGCGGGAUUGAUCGUUUAUUAUCCACCCCACAAAAACAUACUCUAAAAAAGUAAUUUAAAUCAGAAUUGAUUAAAAAGAUGAUCUCAGCGGAAAGAAGUGCGAGCUUUAAGGUGAGUAUCGAUUGACUUUACGAUAUUUCUCAGAGGACAAUUAAAAAUGUAUGGAUAAGCGAAUAGCUAUAGCUAGAACACACAGACUCCAAUUAAUUUGUGACCUCCAUACGUGAGGACGUGGUACACAGAACGGAUGUCCUAAUGGAGAGUAAGGGUUCAAAGUAUCUCAACUGACUGCGGCUGACAGGAUUACACAUGUCUAUAUAUGGGAAAUGGCUGCAGCCACUAGACAGCGGCUACCGUAAGCACAUGAAUUACUUGGAGCCGCAGUCACAGGCCCGUAGGCUGGGGGGGGGGGGUUCGGG